AUGCCCAACUUGCCACCUGCCUCACUCACCUCGGGUACUUCAAGUACGUCGUCGUAUCGCAGAGGUUCAGAGCAACCAGUCAUACCCUACCCGGUUCCGCAAGAUGCGCCGCGUAGAGCGUCUCUCGGGAACGUGAUGCUUUCCGGCAGCGCCAACGAGAUGCUCAGAGCCGCCUCGGCCAUGGCUGCUCAGGCUAGCUCCGGAGCCGAAGGUCUUCACGCUGUCAGCUCGGCUCUCCUCAAUCAAGCAAAAGCACAAGCUUCAGCUGCUGCGCUGUCGCCUCAAGAUGGCGGCGCCGCUGCUGCCGACGCGAGGCAUCCUCACUCGACACCCAUGGCUCGCAACUGGUCCGAUUCGACCAACUACUCUGCUGCAAUGAGCGCACAUAUUGCCUCAACCCUCGCAACUCAGAUGGCCCAGCCGCAGCAGCCUGCUUCACCCUCGUCUCGUUCCAGUGCUCCCAUCAGCGCCGCAAUCGACCCACAGACUGCCUUGCCAGAUUCGGCCGAUGCUCAAAUUCAGGUGGGUCACAUCGCUGCUCAGGCCGCCGCGCGCGAAGCUCAGACUCAAUGGCGCACCCAGCUGGCGCUGCGCCGCUCGUCGUUGCAGACAAGUACGACGCUGGCAGAAGAAUCCGACGCAGCAGGCGGUCCUGCUACUACUUCGACCUCGAUGGCAGCGUCAACAUCAUCCAGCAGCAACACUGGAGCCUCGUAUCAAAGUCUUCAGCCAGAUCCUGCAUCACCAAACGAGAGCAAAGGCUCGACAAACAUGUCAGUCACCGAAUAUCUUCGUUUCCUUGGACUCAGCCACAUACAGAUGCCCUCGCAGGGUAUCGAGCAAUCCUUUGGCCGCAGCGCAGUCUCCUCUUCCAGCUACUGGGAUGCGACAAACCCGCACUUGGGCUUCAGCCUCUCCGGUGUCCCGAGCAUGCCCUUGAUGCCCAAUCCACCGUUGCAAAUGCUUCCACCCCCCGCCUCCCCCUCCUUCCGGAGAAAGCACUCUCGAGGCCGCUCCUACAUCCGCCACCAUUCCACUGCUUCGAUAGGUUCCACCGACUCUGGAGACACGAGCAACGACUUUGAACCAAACGUCAUGUCGCCUUUUCCUUAUCCUUUCCAGGUCGUGCAAACACCAGGAGGCACCGCCAGAGCUGGAUGGUGGGUUCCCGUUUCUGAAGUGGCUCCAGAGAGGAGAGCCGAGGCGGUCAAGGUUGGUGAAGAGCCGCCUGCGUCUUUUAAAAAAGCGGUUAGGCUCGAAUCCGUUCCAGAAGGCACUUCUGAAGCGGAGCGUGGUGACGACGACCACGAAGCUCAGCUUCUCUUCCAACCCACUUAUCGCGACUUUACUCAGGACGAAUACUCGACCCUCGCAACGGCUGCCGCCUAUGCCACAGCAGCACUCACCAGCAUCGCCUCGACGCCAGGAGGCACAUCGCAGUCUAGCUCCUGGAGGCCACUCACGGCGUCCGAGCAGGAGGCUAUUGCCAACCAGCUGCGGGCCUGGGCCGGCCUCGAGGGCCCGCAUGCCCAGGCGCAAGCUCGAAAGGCGCUCGAGGAACGGCAGAUGCAUCUCAUCAAUCAGGCCAUUCGUGGACAUGCGUCCACCACACACAACGGCGACGAUAAAGCUGCUGCUACUGCUGACGACUUUGACCAGCUCCGUCAUCCGGAGGAAGCUGCACGCUUCUUUCCCCCGGACUUUGCGAGUCACUACCGCACGCAGCUCCAAGCUCUCACGGAAGGCUACUACACACGCCUGCACAACGAGAAUCUAACUCAGGCACACUAUGCUCGGCGCCCAAUUCGGGAACUACGCGCCGAUAUGACGGUAGACAACACGGACGCUGCGUCGGCCAAAGAUGCACCGCCUACACCCCAGGCGGUAAAGCCCUCCGUGUCGGGUAUCCAAGCUUUGGGCAGCACGGAACCACCGGUACAUACUCCGACUUUGCGGCCUGGCGCACGCGAUCCAGUCGAGAUCUUGAGUGCUGCUUCCAACGCGGUCGGUCAUGACGUGACGUCCCCCGAAGUGCGUGACCAGCUGCUCCAGUAUGCCCACGGCCUUUACACGCAAGGAGCGCCACAGGCAGACGCUGCGGCUAAAGGCACUGACAAGCUGCAUCCGACGCUUUUGCCGCUCUUGCACACGCUUCACAAGCUCCAUCCGGACCAUCUUCCAACCUUGCUGCUGCUGUCAUGCGCUUACUACGCCGCCAACAACUAUGCCGGCUCACUCUGGUACAACAACCAGAUCCUGCGCAUCGACCCCAACUACGUCGAGAGCAUGAGCAACAUCGGCACCACGCUGCGAGCGUUGGGACGAUACCAGGAAGCGGAGAGCUGGUGGUGGCGGGCAGUGCGGCUGCGACCGGGCUACUGGGAUGCCUACGAGAAUCUCUUGGGUGUCAUGUGCUCCACCAAUCCUCCCGCACAGGAUUCCAACGAUCCUAGCGCCAGCAAUGCGGCCAAGGAGCUGCCUCCUCCGCAGCCGCGUUUUAAAGAAGCGCUCGAGCUGUGCGAGCACGUCGAGUCGCAUGUCGUGGGUCAGCAGAACGUGGCGGGCAUGUCGCUACCGCUCUAUCUGCCCCACAGUCUUCCUUUGACGCAGACACCUCGACUGCAAAACCUCUUUUAUGCGAAGGGCAACCUCAAAUUCGUCUUGCCAGAGCUCGGCUCCGUGCCAGCCGCCGCAGAGUAUCAGAAGGCCGUCGAGGUAGUGCUGUCUCCAGAUGCUUCGAACCGCUACGGACUGCGCGAUCUCGUCGUCGCCACGUGUGCCGUAGGUCUGCUCUCGAUGGGCGCCAUGCUCCCUGGAACGGCUGCUGCGGCUGCCGCUCUCGAGAUUGCGCUGGCGUUGGGGAUUGACCCGAACAGUCCGGAACAAGCCGCCAUCUUAGCUAGCGGCGCGUUUCACCGCCUAUGUCCUGGAGGCAUUCUCGCGCUCGUCAAGCUCUCAGGGGAUGUUUUGGUCAAUACUCUGCUUCGCCUGGGAAAUGGGCAACUUCCGAUGCUGUUGCUCCUACCGGAAGCUGCUACUCAGCUUUCCAAGGUCAUCUUUGCGGAGACCGACGGCAACUUGCCUGCGCUCGCCCGACCGUCGCCCAGCUCGAAGCCUCAGAAUAUGGGAAAUCUGCAACAGGUGCAGAAGCAAGCGGCACAGACCACCUCGACCAUCCUUUUGACACUCGCCAAGCUGUUCCAAGAUGCCACUGCCAGUCCAAUAGCUGGUCCUCACGGCCCAUUGACGCUGGGUGGGAUCCCGGCUUCCACCUCGUUGCUGCUGCCGCUGUACUACCUGUCCAUCUCGUUGCAUGCGUCUGCAUCGACGUGCAACAACCUCGGAAUCCUGCUGUCGUCGAUCCCCGUUGUGACCACCGUGAUCAACGCGAUGGGACAGCCACAGCAGCUGAACGGGCAAGCGCUUGCGAUGCAAUACUAUACGCAAGGUCUGCAGCUUGACCCGAGGCAUCCUCAUAUUUACACCAACCUCGGUUCGCUGCUCAAGGACCUGGGCCACCUCAACGAGGCCAUCAAGAUGUAUCAGAAGGCAGUCCAGAGUAAUCCCAACUUUGACGUCGCUCUUGCCAACUUGGGCAAUGCGAUCAAGGACCAGGGACGUACUCAGGACUCGGUGGUCUACUAUCGCCGCGCGGUGCAGGUCAACCCGAACUUUCCCGAGGCGUUGUGUGGGCUCGUCAAUGCGCUGCUCGCUGUAUGCGACUGGACUGAGGUAUACACGGACAAGAGCGCUUCGAAGCAGCUUCAAGGCGGUCAUGAAAGUAAAGCUGUUGAUGAUGGCUUGGGCAAAACGGGCUGGAUGGCCAAUGUCUCGGAGCUGGUAUCCAAGCAGCUCAGGGACGGCUGCCAGUACGGUGCCGGUGCUUUCCAGACCGCUGGUCCGCUCGAGGCGUGGGUUCGAGCCAUUACCGAAGCGAUGGGAGACACCCGUGCGGCGGCUGCACAGAUCUGGGCACAACGCUUGCAGCCGUUCUACCAGCCUGGCUUUGACCGAGUGGCCAACCAGGUGUGCGAAGGCGGCUACCUAAUUCAGCUGGUCGAGCGCAUGAUGCGCCGUUCGCAGCGCAGGUGGUACGUGGACGCGUACGGUGCUGAGAUGCUCUAUGCUGCUACGGAGCUUCCUAGAGUCAGUACGGCGAGCACUCGGGGCGUGAGCUACGCACGCCCCAAGCUGCCAUCAUGCCUAGUGACGCCAGCCGUGCCGACUGUGCUACCCUUCCAUACCUUCACGUACCCUCUGUCCCCGAGGCAGAUUCGGCUCAUCUGCCAUCGAAACGCCUUGAGAAUCUCUCAAAGCACCCUGACGCAGAUGUGGGUUCCGGACGUGGUCUACCCUCCGCCCUCUCCACCGGCGCCCAAGAUCAACAUUGGCUACGUAUCGUCUGAUUUCAACAACCAUCCGCUGGCGCACCUGAUGCAGUCGGUCUUUGGAUUCCACGACCGGUCGCGCUUCAACGUGUUUCUGUACGCCACGACGCCUUCCGAUGGAAGUCCGUACCGCCGCAAGAUCGAGAGUGAGGCUCAGCAUUUCCUCGACGUCUCGGCUUGGUCGAACCAGCAGGUGGUCGAACGCAUCGUCAUGGACAACAUCCACGUGCUGAUGAACCUGAAUGGCUAUACCAAAGGAGCAAGGAACGAGAUCUUUGCAGCGAGACCGUGUCCCGUGCAGAUGGAAUUCAUGGGUUUCGCCGGAAGCAUGGCGUCAAGGUGGACGGAUUGGGUGGUGGCGGAUCCGAUUGUCUGUCCGCCGGAGAUGACGAGCGUCGACAGGUGGCGACGUCACAAGCUUGAGCAGCGACCAACGGAUCUAAUGGCCGACCUGGGUCCGGAGGAAGCUUCGGAUGAAUGGGUCUACCCGGACCGGUUCAUUUAUAUGCCGCACACGUACUUUGUCAACGACCACAAGCAAGGCUUCCGCGAAAGUGUUCCCGCAGAGACGAUUGAGGUUGCCACCAAGAGCACCAGCGAGGACGGUCAAGGAGCAGCAUCGAUCUCGACAAGUUCGCCUACCGAGGAGCAGCUGUGGGCAAGCGAAGAGCUGAAGCGCUACGCGAUGCGACGCGAGCUGUUCCCCAAUCUACCGGAUGACUAUGUCAUCUUUGCCGACUUCAACCAGCUGUACAAGUGCGACCCGAUGCUGUUCAAGCUGUGGCUGCGCAUCCUCACACGUGUGCCCAAAUCCAUCUUGUGGCUGUUGCGGUUCCCUGCAGCGGGCGAACACCAUUUGUUGCGCGAGGCGAGACAGUAUGCGGGCGACGAGGUGGCUUCGCGUGUGAUCUUUACGGAUGUUGCACCGAAGCACAUCCACGUGCAUCGGGGCAGGAUUGCGGAUCUGUUUCUGGAUACGACCGAGUGCAACGCGCACACGACAGCUGCGGACAUUUUGUGGUCAGCGACGCCGGUGUUGACGUGGCCGAGGCAUAUGCACAAGAUGUGUUCGCGGGUGGCUGCGUCGAUUGUGUAUGCGACUGGGUUUGGGGACGAGAUGACGGUUAGUAGCGAGCAGGAGUACGAGGAUCGCGCGGUCAAGUUUGCGGAGGGAUUGAAGUACGUCUACUUUGACGAGAAGGGGGAGGUGGUCGACGCGGUUGAGGAGGUGAAGCAGAGAUUCGCGAGCGACUUGGAGGCUGAUCCGAAAAGCGUCGCUGCUCAGCCUCACGGGUCGGGUGUGCAACAGAACGGACUUGCGGCUACGACGAGCUCGAGCUCGAGCUCCGGCAGCAGCACCGAAAAGUCAGCAGCCAAGCGCGCACGAUCAGAAUCGCUUCUCCCAAGCUCACCCGCGCCCGCUCCCACAGGCGUCUCGCUCGCCGAGGCCGCCAAGCACUCGGACGCAAACGCCUCCACCGACCCAACGCUUGCGGCCUCCGUCCCGCCGCGCCACCUCAUCCGCCUGCCCAGCUCCCCAGCCUACCCGGGUGCCGUCACGCGUCGCUCGGUCGUCACGGACACCAAAAAUCUGGCCGGGUUGCGGAGAAGACUUUUCCUCACGCGCGAGAGUGGGAGCAAGCUGUUUGAUACAAAGCAGUGGACGAGGGAUUUGGAGAAGGGGUACGAGGAGGCGUGGACCCGGUGGGUGUUGGGCGUGGAUGUGGAGGAUUCGGCGGAGUGGGAGGAGGCGGUGGCGAGCGGGGUGGGCGUGGGAAGGCGGGUGGAGAGGUCCGGGCACAUAUGGGUGGAAGAGCUGUGA
This is a messenger RNA of Sporisorium graminicola, 6210 nucleotides long. RefSeq lists its product as uncharacterized. Gene Ontology annotation, biological process: protein O-linked glycosylation. Gene Ontology annotation, molecular function: glycosyltransferase activity; protein binding. The transcript has a single exon. The record is from RefSeq and is a predicted model, not a curated record. The coding region runs from base 1 to 6210 and encodes 2069 amino acids. NCBI's taxonomy places the organism in Eukaryota, Fungi, Basidiomycota, Ustilaginomycetes, Ustilaginales, Ustilaginaceae.